This is a messenger RNA of Oncorhynchus nerka (sockeye salmon), 8629 nucleotides long. Its product is annotated as chondroitin sulfate synthase 2-like. NCBI's taxonomy places the organism in Eukaryota, Metazoa, Chordata, Actinopteri, Salmoniformes, Salmonidae. The transcript is spliced from 4 exons. The record is from RefSeq and is a predicted model, not a curated record. Gene Ontology annotation, cellular component: Golgi cisterna membrane. Bases 321 to 2612 code for a protein of 763 amino acids. Gene Ontology annotation, molecular function: glucuronosyl-N-acetylgalactosaminyl-proteoglycan 4-beta-N-acetylgalactosaminyltransferase activity.
AGGUCGGCGGGUUUUAUUUGACCAAUUUUGUGAUUCAGAGGGCUACAGAAAGAGUGCUGGAAACGCCUAUGCUUAUGUAUUUCUGACGUUGGUGUGUUUUAUUUGAGGCGGAGCUAGAGACCACUGACACGUAAGGAUCCUGCAUUAAUUCCAAGGGAGAAGCUACAUAGGCCUACAUCUUUUUAGUCGAGAAGAAUGUCCUUUUUAAAUACAACCAGCUGCUAAUGUUUUUUUAUUCGGGUUGAUGCAUAAAAUUACCCAACGAGUCGCACAUUAGGGUGCGUGUAGGCUGGCGACGUAGUCUAAAGUCAACGUUGAAAAUGAGAUUUGCAAUGUUUAUUUCUCUGCUGAGGCCGAUCGGCCCGGUUAUUAUCGGUGUUUCUUUGGGAUUUACCUUGAGUUUACUUAGUGUGAAUUGGGUAGAGGAAACUUGUGUCCUCGACGGGAAAGCGAGUGAAGAAAUGCGUUUGGCCCAAGAUGGGAAUUCAAAAGGAGCGAGGAGACCCAAUUCGAUAUCGACUGUGGAUGCCGAGGAAGAUUUUGAGCCAAGAAUAGUGCCAUAUAAACCAGUCCAACAAAGCCAAACAAAGCAACUUUUUCGGGCUAAGUACAUCAGUACAGAGCUGGGGAUCCGGCAGCGCCUCUUCGUAGGGAUCCUGACGUCCAAAAGCACCAUCAACACAUUGGGGGUGGCCGUGAACCGCACCAUCAGCCACCACCUGGACACUGUGGUCUUCUUCACUGGCAUGCGCAACCGCAAAGUGCCCCACGGCAUGUUCGUGGUCACCCAUGGGGACGAGAGGCUCAUAUGGAACAUUUUCCAGACCAUCAAGUACAUCUUGGAGCACUACGUCCAUGAGUAUGACUGGUUCUACCUGGCCCAGGACGACACCUACACCGAGGCAGACCGGAUCCAACAGCUGGUGGAUCACCUGAGCAUAGACCGGGAGCUUUACAUGGGCAGACCUGAGGAGUUUAUAGGUGGGGAGAUGGAGGGGAGGUACUGCUACGGUGGGUUCGGAUACCUCUUGUCCCGUACCCUGCUGCUCCGGCUCAAACCCUUCCUGGAGAACUGUAGGAAUGACAUCCUGAGCGCCAGGCCUGACGAGUGGCUGGGCAGAUGCAUCAUUGAUUAUGCCAACACCAACUGUGUGGCUGAGCAUGAGGGGCUGCAGUACUACCAUUACGAGAUGGGCAAGAACUCUGAUCCGAAUAAGGUGAAGAAUGUGCAGUUUAAUAAUGCCUUGACUGUCCACCCGGUAUCUGACCCUGAGCAGAUGUACAGACUACACAAACACUUCACUGAAAUCGAACUUCGGAGGACAUACGAUGAGAUCGAGAAGUUGCAGGCAGAGAUAAAGAACGUGAGCAAAGUGGCUUUUGAUGGCAACCGGAGCGCCCAGUGGCCCGUUGGGAUCAAUCCUACGUUUGAGCCGAAGUCCCGUUUUGAGGUCAUCCGAUGGGACUACUUCACAGAGGAGCAGGUCUAUUCAUGCAUUGACGGCUCCCCCAAGUGUGAACUGCGUGGCAUUGAUCGGUUGGACGUGGCCGACGUCAUUGAGAGAGCCAUGGGGGAGCUGAACAAGAAGUACAAGCCUGUCCUCCACCUGAAGAAGCAGCAGCUGAUCAACGGCUACCGCCGCUUCGACCCCACUCGGGGCAUGGAGUACACCCUGGACCUGCAGCUGGAGGUGGUCAACCAGAAGGGCCGCAGUCGCUCCAUCACCAAGAGGGUCCACCUGGUGCGUCCCCUGAGUCGCAUCGAGAUCAUCCCCAUGCCUUACGUCACAGAGGCCACCAGGGUUCACGUCAUCUUGCCGUUGACUUUUCAGGAACGGGGUGCCGUCAACCAUUUUCUAGAAGUGUUUGCCACAAAUUUGUUUGAGACCAGUGACAACGCCAUCUUGACUUUACUGUUUAUCUACGACCCAUUCGAGGCCCAGCAGGUCAACCAGAAUGACAUAUUCACCAGUGUUAAAGCGCAGAUCAAUGCAUACGAACGCAAGUAUCCGGCAGUGAAGAUCCUGUGGAUAAGUGUCAAGACAGAAACCCCUUCUCAAAUCAAAUUCAUGGACAUCAUUUCCAAGAAGCACCCAGUAGACACGCUGUUCUUCAUCACCAACGUCAACACCAACGUCAACUCCGAGUUCCUCAACCGUUGCCGCAUGAACUCCAUCAACAACUGGCAGGUAUUCUUCCCAAUCCACUUCCAGGACUACAACCCAGACAUUGCCUUCCACAACCAGGAGCCCCCACCCACAGUAGACCUGGUCAAGGACGCCGGACACUUUGACCGCAGUUCUUUCGAGGAGGCGUGCUUCUACAACUCCGACUACAUGGUGACGCGCACGCGCAUGGCCUCCGACGUGCAGGAGAACGAGGAGAUCAUGGAGACCUUGGAUAUCUACGACAUGUUUGUCAGGUACUCCACCCUGCAUGUGUUCAGGGCUGUGGAGCCGGCUCUGCACCAGAAGUACCACUACCAGGCCUGUAACCCGCAGCUCAGUGAGGACAUCUACCACAGGUGUGUCCAGAGCAACCUGGAUGGCCUGGGAUCACGUUCCCAGCUCGCCAUGCUGUUAUUUGAACACGAGCAAGGAAAUAGCACUUGAUCACCAGCCCCCUUAGAAACUUGACCUAGUAUGUGUGUGAUUGUGUGUAUGCGUGAGUGUGAUGAGUGUGUGUUUGUUUUAAAACUAAUGCAGUACAUUCCUAAGCAGAAACCUUUUUAAAAAAAAAAAAAAAUAAAUUUUACUAAAUGUUUACAAUAAAAAUGUGCUGUCCGUACAGAAAACGAUGGUGGAACCAAAUGUGGUUUAAACAUUCGGAUUUGGUGGUCAUACUGGUCAUCUCAUUAUUUUAACAUGUUACAAAAGUUCUACAUACCUUUGUGGCUCUUGAGGGUAUGGCUUUAAACCUGCACAGCUUUUGAUGCUUGGUCAUUUGCAGUUUAGUAAUCACUACUAAAGCACAUCUGUGUGCCUUUAAAAAAAAAAAAUGUAAACGUCCGUCAGUCCUCUUGUAUUUUCAUGUCCGUUAUCAUAUCAAGCAAAAUAAGUAGAGAUUUUUUACAUUGUAUACAUUUUAUUAAUAUUUGAGUCCCUUCCUUUCACAUUACACUUCUCACAUUUGAAUGAAUGAGCUGGCAUCUGCAAUAUAGAUUCACUCUACUCGCAUGUUAACGGGAAGGAAGCUUUACGGCACUGACGUCAUCAGAUGCAGAAUGAGAUUACUCGCUCUGGAUAAGAGCGUCUGCUAAAUGACGUAAAUGUAAAUGGUAUGUGUUGGUUGGUACUGUAGGUUCCCAUAGCGUGACAUCACAAACAAGCCUGUAGAUGUAGAGCUUCUUCAGGAGGUUACAGUAAAAAGAGAACGAUAUGAUUGUCUCUUAUUUAGAAUAGGGAAUUAUGUCAUCUUUAUCCAUUACAUUUAUAUAUGCAACGUUCUGAAUGUUUUAACUCUGAAUACACCCCUGGCCAGACGUUUGUCUGAAGAUAUUUUGUGAGAGUCCUUGUUGAGAGGCUAACGCACAGUUCAGACGCUGAACUUUUGGUUAAUCGAAUGGAAUAGAAAUUAAGAGGUUGAAAGGUUUUGCUUGACAUACUGAUUGGUUUCAUGCUACAACCGCUUUCAACACUACAGACUUCCUUGUAGGCUUUGGGUCGAAUUCAGGCACAACACCUCUUGUUUUAAAGAAGUGCAUUGCACAAAAAGGACAAAGACAGACGAUUCCCACACCUAUGCAGCGCGGAAGAUAAUGUUUGAAACGGUGAAUAUGAUCGGUUUAAUGUGUAUAUUAUAGGGAUGGGCAUUUUACAAUUGUUGAAUGUUCGUGGACCCCUUUUUUUUCUGAGUACUCAAAUAACCCAAAUCCUAAUUGCCCUAAUAUAUUAAAACAAUAAAAAUGCAAGUGCCAUUUUAAAAUUAAUUUAUUGAAGCCGUUCUAUCAACUGAUUGUGUUCCAUGAUAUGAUAUAAUCUUCAAAAAGGCAGUAACCUCCGCAUUUGCGCUUGCUUGUAGAACCCUGUGGCUGUUCAAUGGCUUAGCCUUUUGUUAAUUUAGCAGACAAUACGCUCUUAUUUCCCGAGCCCUUAUCACAGUCAAAACACAUAUUUCAUAGUUUAAAAUACAUUUAAAAAACGAUGUAAUAUAACAGAAUAUUUUUCCAACUGGAAAAAAAGUUGCCAGUGCAAAGUGAUGCGCAUUGCAUGUGGAACAGUUAUCACCAGUGAUCAUUUGACACGUUUCUUAAUGGAAGAACACUCGCAUUGAACACUGCAUGGUGAUGUGAUGCAUUGUGGCCACAUCUGUUUGUCGAGUAGGCAUAUACUUUUUUAUUCAGAUGAAAAUACGCUCUUUGUCGUCAUCAAACUAAUGUUUUGCAGAUGUUAAGUGUGGAACCUGUAUGUUUAGGGGGGUUAUAGCCUAGACUAACAAAUUCUAAAUGGCACCAACAGUUCGCAAAGUAACUUAAGCGGAAAUAGUCAGGACACAACUAUUCCAAAACUGCAGCUCGUUCCUGGAACACAUUUUCCAACUUCAAUCAACCAGUCCAUUUUGAAUUUGUAACUGUGUUCAUUUGGCGUGGAAUGUAGCUUGUGUAUCCAAUCCGUUAGAUACGUGUUUUAUAGGCAUUUUGUUUCUGUAGGCCCAACGGGAGCUUGUGUGGCGGGAUCGGGAGGGGAAAGGGAAUUUGGAGAAGAAAUGUGUGACGCUUGGCUUGGUUUCUUUUUUUGUUGUACCCAGCAAAUGCACAUGUUCAUAUGGAACACAAGAGUCGAGGCAAAUUUGAACGUUGUCUAAAGACAAAAUGUCACUUGCCUUAGUUUUACAGUGGGCUAUUUGGAGAGAAAAAAGUGAUCUCUGGUUAAAUAUAGAGCUUUUACGUCCGUUGCAGUACUAAUUUACUCAUGCCUACUCUGUUAACGCAACGUGUCUUCAGAUUUCCUGUCUCCCAGUCUCCUCAAACUUAAUAUAAACCAUGAUGUUAGCUAUAUUACUGUGCAACGUAUGUUAUAUUUUUUUCCCCCGAGAUUGCAAAUAAAUCUGUACGUUGUAGUGCCCAUCGGUUAUGAAUGUUUCAACCUCUGUGUCGAGAAGGGGCACACUCUAAAGUGAUUUUCGUACCAGGUUAGGAGAGCAUUUUUGCUAACCCUUUUCCUCAGGCUCCUUACUUGCUACCUUAAAUCUCCCACCCUGCUGUGUAAGUUAUCCUAACCUGCUACGAAAAAGUGGCGUAAGAAGAAUUGCCCGUGUUGAGAAGUUGUGUGUUUGCCGUCUGUUCCGGGUUUCAAAGAUCACCAAAAACGACUAACCAUGAGCCUUAGCGUUUCGGCCGCCACAGAAACAUACCCUGGGUCUGUUCUAACGUGACCAACAACCUGGGUGCCCAUUUCUCCCGACAGGGGAAUAAUUGCUCUUGCGCUCUAUGUAACGGAUACGCUCUUCACCCGUUCCGCGCCAAAAGAGCGUCAGAAAAGUCAGACGGAGUGGCAGGCAGCCUAGUGGUUAGAGCGUUGGGCCAGUAACCUAAAGGUUGCUUGAUCGAAUCCCCGAGCUGACAAGGUAAAAAUCUGUCGUUCUGCCCCUGAACAAGGCAGUUAACCCACUGUGCCUAGGCUCUCAUUGUUAUUAAGAAUUUAUUCUACUUUGCCUACUUAAAAAUAAAUAAAAACACAAUUUCAGAUGGCACUCCAUGCCCGCUCUUCCAUAGAGAAAGUGAUGUAUUUUUUUUUGUAGGUAUUUGAAAUCAGUUGAACAAGACUGCAGUUAUUAAAAAUAAGAAUUUGUUCUUACCUGACUUGCCUAGUUAAUAAGGUCAAAUAAAUUAAAUUGUGUUAUGUACUGUAGAAGUUGGCAUUCAACAUUGUUACAUUACAUUUCUAUUACAUCUGAAUAUACACUACCAGUCAAAGUUUUUAGAACACUUACUCAUUUGUACUAUUUUCUACAUUGUAGAAUAAUAGUGAACACAACUAUGAAGUAACACAUGGAAUCAUGUGUUAAACAAAUCAAAAUAUAUUUGAGAUUCUUCAAAUACCCACCCUUUGCCUUGACAGUUUUGCACACUUGACUCUCUCAACCAGCUUCACGAGGUAGUCACCUGGAAUGCAUUUCAAUUAACAGGUGUGCCUUUGUUAAUUUGCGGAAUUUCUUUCCUAAAUGUAUUUGAGCCAAUCAGUUGUGUUGGGGGGUAUACAGAAGGUGGCCCUAUUUGGUAAAAGAGCAUUCCAUGUUAUGGCAAGAACAGCUCAAAUAAGCAAAGAUAAAUAAACAGUCCAUCAUUGACUGACCUUCGUGUCUGAAAGUAAUCUGGAAAAUGUCAAGAACUUUCAAAGCUUCUUCAAGUCCAGUUGCAAUAACCAUCAUGCACUAUGAUGAAACUGGCUCAUGAGGACUGGCAAAGGAAUGUAAGACCCAGAGUUGGCUCUGCUGCAGAGGAUAAGUUCAUUAGUUACUAGCCUCAGAAAUUGCAGCCCAAAUAAAUGCUUCUGAGUUCAAGUAACAGACACAUCUCAUCUCACAUCUCAACAUCAGCUGUGAAUCAGGCCUUUCAUGGUCGAAUUAAACACCAAUAAGAAGAGACUUGCUUGGGCCAAGAAACACAAGCAAUGGACAUUAGACCGGUGGAAAUUGGUCCUUUGGUCUGGAGCCCAAAUUGUUCCAACCGCCUUGUCUUUGUGAGACAUGGUGUGGGUGAACGAAUGAUCUCAGCAUGUGUAUUUCAGACCAUAAAGCAUGAUGGAGGAGGUGUUAUGGUGUGAGAGUAGUUUGCAGGUGACACUGAUAUAUUUAGAAUUCAAGGUACACUUAACCAGCAUGGCUCCCACAGCAUUCUGCAGUGAUACACCAUCCCAUCUGGUUUGCGCUUCGUGGGACUAUAAUUUCGUUUUUCAACAGGACAAUGACCCAACAAACCUCCAGGCUGUGUAAGGGCUAUUUGACCAAGAAGGAGAGUGAUGGAGUGCUGCAUCAGAUGACCUGGCUUCCACAAUCCCCCAACCUCAAACAAAUUGGGAUGAGUUGCACUGCAGAGUGAAGGAAAAGCAGCCAACAAAUGCUCAGCAUAUGUGGGAACUCCUUCAAGACUGUUAAAAUCAUUCCAGGUGAAGCUGGUUGAGAGAAUGCCAAGAGUGCAAAGCUGUCAUCAAGGCAAUGGUUGGCUACUUUGAAGAAUCUCGUAUUUUUUAACACUUUUUUUGGGGGGGGUUACUAAGUGAUUCCAUAUGUGUUAUUUCAUAGUUGUGAUGUCUUCACUAUUCUACAAUGUAGAAAAUAGUCAAAAUUAAGAAAAACCCUUGAAUGAUUAGAUGUUCUAAAAAUGUUGACCGGUAUUGUAGGUAGUUUGAAAUUACAUUUGAUAUUUCCCUGCAACAUUUAUGGAAGUAAAAAAAUAUAUAUAUUUCAUGUUGAUAAGUAUUAUUAUAUGUAUUUAAAUGCUAUCACAUUGUAGCCCUCAAUAUCUAAUGGUUUGCUAUCAAGCACACCCCAAUUCCCACUCAGUAUUGUGCAACCAGAGGCCUUUUGAGUGGAUGCAGCAGGUACUAGAAACCUGAGUUUGAAAUGUGAGUUUAAGUAAAAUAUGUGCAAUACUGUAUAGAUUACAACAAAAAAAUUGACUGUCCAAUCAAGAACAAGGAUUACAUUUUUGUGACGUGUUGCAAGUUGAAUACAUGCUCUAAAUUAUAUUUAUUUAAAACUUAUACCAAGGAAAUAUCCUGUGUAACAACACUGAAGGUGACAUGAACUACAUUGACUUAACUUGCAUUACUGUUUUGUGUGUUAAUACACCACAUUAGAUUUAUAUUGUAUUAUACUGACAAACAAAAUGGACACAGUCUAUCAUGACAUGAAAACCUACUUAAAAUAAAUAACGUAAUUCCCUUAAGUCUUGCUUUUUUUUUUUCUUCCCCAAGUGGUUUUGUAAUUGCAUCCACAAUGCUUAAUGCGUGUCUACUUCACCAGAGACUUGAGGUUACAUUAUGCAAAUUCAGAAGGCUUUGAAGCUCAAAUAGAGAUCUCAAUUUGUUUGCUUUGUAUCUCUCUGUGUGUGUGUGUGUGUGUGAUAUCAUUUGUUCUGUUAUUAGCUUUGUUUACACAUGGUAAUAGUGUGCGUGAUAGACGUUUCCUAUUUUUGUAUUUUACACAAUGUAUUUUCUUUUCGCUGCCACUGUAAUUCCAAGUAUUGGAUUGAGAGUUUGAUCAAUCCUUUUAUUUACCAGUAAUAUGAAGUGUCCAGUGCACUGUAGUAUGUUUCUAAUGGUAGUGUUAACCAAAGCCAUUACUCAUUGACUUGAGAAACUGUGGCAGGUUAGACAUUCAAUCCAUAUCCUCCCUUUUUAAAGCAGCUGGCCCAAUGCUAUCCAGAUAUAAUAUCAAAGGGUCCUGUGUACAGUACAAACUGUGAUGUUUUGCUCCCCAUCUUAGGACAUUUGUUACACAAAUGCAGAACAGUUCUUCCCUACCAACAGAAAACCAAAAUACUCAUUGGUGAGUCUUCUGUUACAAAGAUUUAGCAUGGCCUAUUAAUCCAAAUGAGUCAUUAUGUAGAUAAAACACUCUAUGGUAUACUGAAAUCUUCAAUGAACUGUGAAUUAUUGUAAUUUUGAAAUAAACUAUUUCAGUAUGA